Messenger RNA from Phoenix dactylifera (date palm), 2116 nucleotides. Its product is annotated as RHOMBOID-like protein 2. Gene Ontology annotation, molecular function: serine-type endopeptidase activity. Lineage: Eukaryota; Viridiplantae; Streptophyta; Magnoliopsida; Arecales; Arecaceae. The record is from RefSeq and is a predicted model, not a curated record. Gene Ontology annotation, biological process: proteolysis. Gene Ontology annotation, cellular component: membrane.
GCGGGACGAACUCCUGCCAAACCUUCGGCCGAGGUGCCCCGACGCCCGCCCUCUAAACAAGGCGCGACAAAACCUUGUACUCUCUCAAGCGACUCUUCGCUUUCUUUUUUUUCGGUUCUCCCACCUGUCGCCCGUCCCCCUUUACGUUUCGACCUACUUCCCGCUCUCCCUGCCCUCCGUCCCCGCGAAUCCCUCAUUUCUAUUUUUCAUUUCCGAUCCUUCUGAAUUCUUCCAUUUUUAUGCUCCAAUUGUUUCAAUUCCUUCGCUUGCUAUCCUUCCCAUUUUUGAUUCUUCAUAGGGGGCAGUUUUUCCGUCUUGCGAUUUACUUCACGAAUAUAGUUGGAAAAAUUCGAUUUUUUUGGCUCCACUUGAUUAAAUAAUUGUUUUAUUUUUUAAUUCGGGGGAUGGGAAGGGAGGCUUCCUCGGAGGGCGGUGCGAGGAGUAACGGGAGGCGAGGGGAUAACACCAUUCGUCCACCUGAGAUAAAUCCCACGGCGCCGGCGCCGCCGCGGCGCGGCGGGGGCGACGAUUUCCGGCCGUUCCGGAGAUGGUUCCCGUGGCUGGUACCCCUGUUCGUUGUGGCGAACAUCGUCGUGUUCGGGGUCACCAUGUACAUCAACGACUGCCCGGAUAAAUCUCGGUCCUGCGUCCUCGACUUCCUCGGGAGGUUCUCGUUCCAGCCCCUCAAGGAGAAUCCCCUCUUUGGGCCCUCGUCCGCCACGCUACUGAAGAUGGGGGCUCUAGAUGUGGAAAAAGUGGUUCACGGUAACCAAGGAUGGCGCCUUAUCACAUGCAUGUGGUUACAUGCUGGGGUCGUCCAUGUACUUGCCAAUAUGCUGAGUCUCCUAUUUAUUGGCAUUCGACUUGAGCGAGAAUUUGGAUUUGUGAGAAUUGGCCCAUUAUAUGUCAUUGCUGGCUUCGGUGGGAGCUUGCUUUCUGCUCUUUUUAUCCAAACAAGUAUCUCUGUUGGAGCUUCUGGUGCUCUUUUUGGAUUACUAGGAGCAAUGCUUUCAGAACUGAUAACAAACUGGACAAUUUAUGCAAAUAAGUUUGCAGCAUUAUUGACCCUUGUCAUCAUCAUUGCAAUUAACCUAGCUGUUGGGAUCCUUCCACAUGUCGACAACUUUGCUCAUGUCGGAGGAUUUAUUACUGGGUUUUUUCUUGGUUUUGUUAUUCUUAUUCGCCCUCAGUUUGGGUAUAUCAGCCAAAAGAAUGCUCCUCUUGGACAUUAUAGUGGUUCAAUCAAACGGAAGCACAAGAGGUACCAGUAUGUAUUAUGGAUCAUUGCAGCUAUUGCACUAAUAGUAGGGUUCACCGUUGGCCUAGGUAUGCUAUUCAGAGGGGUCAAUGCAAAUGAACACUGCUCGUGGUGCCAUUAUCUGAGCUGUAUCCCCACUUCAAAAUGGAGUUGCAAGGCACAAUCUAAGUCCUGCUUGACAUCACAAAGUGGGCAUAAGUUGAAUUUGACAUGCCAGGAUAAUGGGAAAACCAAAGUGUUCGACUUAUCUAGCAUGACCGAUGCUGCUUCUCAGAUUUACGACCUGUGUGUCGAGCUUUGCAGUUGACUAGGGAAUGAUAUUUCGGUGCUGUACCAUCACCAAUUCAUUACAUAUGCAGGAAGAUGAUGCAUUGAUAUGCAGCUUAUACUACGAGUUUGUAAUGUUCUGGGAAUGCAAUAUGUUCUUUUCUGUAAUAUCAUUUGAUUGCAGGGAAACAUCACAUUUAAAAAUAAUUGCUUGUAUUUUCUCCACAUAAAAAAAAAGAGAAACUGCUUUCAGUGUUCUUUGCCCAUACGUAGGCCACAAUAGAAGGUUCAAUCCUGUUUUGCUAUGGAUUGAUGGGAAGGGUCAGAAGAUUGUUAUCAGAGUGAAUUAUAAUAUCUUCAAAUGCCAUUUGUACUCUAGAUCAAGCCACUUUCACAAUCAGAUAAUUGUCAUGCAGCCAAGAUGGACACUUGAAUCUGCAGCUUUUCAAUUCAUCUUGAAGCAAGAAUGUCAGAGCUUGCCAUGGAUGCUAACUGUUUCAACUCCAAACACAUUAGUGCUACUGUAAACAGGCUUUGUGUCUCUUCUCCAAUAAUGUGUUAUAAUAAUGCCCUGGACUAUUAUAGCUGUUA